AUGAUCCCGGUGCGACUUCAACAUGUGACUCGCAUCCUCCGUCAGCUGCCGCUGCGCAGCAUUUUCCUACCAUCCCCGGCCCGGUACUCCAGCUCAAAGCGCAAAGUCGUAGAGCAGACCGCAGCUCCGAUCUCCGAAUCGCUCCAAAUGCCCGACCUCGAUCAACCUAGGAGCAUUGCCGACCUCGAGAAGGCGCAACUGUCACAGCAGUGGAAGGAGAUCUUCGACGUGCUCGAUAUCGGGAUACCCGCCAACGACCUAAAGACGGUACGCCUUGUACCCGCUAUAGAUGCUGCGCGCCCCCUGAUCGGGUUCAAGGUGUCGAAGCGACACGUCAUGAGGGUGUACGAUACUGCCUAUUUUAUGGAGACCAAGUAUCAGCAUCCAAAGUCGGUUUUGAUGAGACACUAUUAUGAGGAGCAUAAGAAGAACAAACCGCUGUGGCUUUGGUUCUACGGUAUCACUGCCAUCGACACGCCGGCCGUCAGGAGCAUGGCCAAGUACCACAUAAAGCUCGCGCUCCACGCCGCCCUGAAGGACCGGGGCUAUGACGCCCAGGGACGGCUAAUCGAUCCCAAGAGCGAGACGGGAAUGGGCACCACCCUCCGCGGCGAUCUGCGAGGGACGAUAACCUGCGUUGCUAAGACUCCCAGAGAUAUUGUCAAGAGGCUGCCGAGAAAGGACUUGCGGGCUGCGACUGACGCCGCCGUGGACGAGUUCAUCCGCAUGCUCGAAAAGGUGCAGAUGGAGAAGGAAAAGAAAAAGAAAAACAGGGGUGAGAUGGGGCCGAAGAGGCUAGAUGAGAGGAAACGCAAGGCAGAGAAAAAUGGACGCAGUUUUUGA
Messenger RNA from Colletotrichum destructivum, 843 nucleotides. RefSeq lists its product as uncharacterized. Lineage: Eukaryota; Fungi; Ascomycota; Sordariomycetes; Glomerellales; Glomerellaceae. The transcript has a single exon. The record is from RefSeq and is a predicted model, not a curated record. Bases 1 to 843 code for a protein of 280 amino acids.